GGAGUUUUGAUUCUAUCCUGAGCUACGUCAUCCGGCGGGUCGCGCCAAUCUACGGUGAGAGGGGCGUCAUUGCACCGCCCGGAGAGGCUCCGUCUCCAAGCGGCUUGGCCAGGAUUUCGCGCCGUUGCCUGGCCGGGAGACCCAGCAAACAUUUAAGCAGUGUUCACUCUUUAGAAAAUACAUCCAGUAAACCAUCCCCUUAACUUUCCUCGCCCCAUACAUAAAUAUUUCAAGUUGUUUCAGUCCGAUUGCAACUGUAUACCGAUCAGACCCACCCCGAUGGCCAGUCCCACCAAGCUGUCCUUAUGGCUCUCGCCCACCGGCCCCGACUUCGACCGUUUGAAAAGCUUGAUUCACUCCUUGGCCUCCGACACUCCAGGUUGCUUGCCCUUCGACCCCCAUCUUACCUUGAUCUCCGACGACCAAGUUCCUCGGGUGCCUCUCGAUCAAGUUCUACAAGUGGUCUCUGAGUCUGUCAAGAAAUGGAAGAGCACUUUGGCAGAAGGAAAGCAGUUGGAACUCAAGUUCCAGAAAAUCCAAUCGGGAGAACUGUUCUACCAAUGUGUUUUAGCAGCAGUCGUACCGAGUGAGGAGCUAGUGGGCCUUAACAACGAGCUGCGAGAGUCUCUAGUGUCUGAUCCGGAAGCGCGAGCGGGAUUCAGUGCUUACUUCCCGCAUCUCAGCAUUGUCUAUGGAGACUUGGACCAGCAACAGAAAGACGUCUUGGUCGGGCGGGCCACCAAAUCCUUGGCCGACUUCCACGGCUUCGUACCCACCGAAAUCCUCGUCGUCAAAACCUCUGGACCCUCGUCUGAAUGGGCUAAAUUGGCGAAAAUCAGCUUGCAAGACGGCGCCAUCGAGUCCCUCAGCUGACCCUCAACACACACACACACACAACUCACCCCACACAAUUGCUCUAUUACAAAUCGAAUAAAUUCGGUCGAUUAAGUCGUGUUGGAAUUUACAUAGCUUGUAGCUUUAAAUGACCACAUCCAUCCUAGUGCCCAUUCACAGCUUUUCUUUCAUACAUAUAUGUGUGUGUGUUGACGUACCCCAGAUUGACAUUGUCCUUUCCAUUUGAUCAGAUUUUUUUUUUUUUGUUUCAUGAGUGGCAUACAUACUUUUUUUUCAAUCUUCCCACCUCAAAAGUUUCGUUUCCUCACUGUUCAUCAGCAAUCAAUAGCAAAGAAGAAGAAAAAACACCAUCAACCAAAUCAAACUCAAGAAAAGAAAAGAAAAAGACAAGAGAUC
Molecule: messenger RNA, 1251 nt
Organism: Puccinia graminis f. sp. tritici CRL 75-36-700-3
Lineage: Eukaryota; Fungi; Basidiomycota; Pucciniomycetes; Pucciniales; Pucciniaceae
Exons: 3
Coding region: 280-873 (197 amino acids)
Biological process (GO): cyclic nucleotide metabolic process
Molecular function (GO): 2',3'-cyclic-nucleotide 3'-phosphodiesterase activity
Source: RefSeq, a predicted model, not a curated record